Molecule: messenger RNA, 1180 nt
Organism: Linum tenue
Lineage: Eukaryota; Viridiplantae; Streptophyta; Magnoliopsida; Malpighiales; Linaceae
Source: the annotation of a GenBank genome assembly
UUCAUCAACUUUCAUUGUUGACAGCAAGCAUGGCUAGUUACAGAGUCGUUUGCUCUUUGGCCUUGCUCUUGAUUACGAUUCCGGCUUCUCGAGCGAUGCUGGAUUCGCAUUACUAUGAUCAAACAUGUCCACAGGCCGAGGCCAUCAUCUUGCAGACGGUUCGCAACGCCUCCAUCUAUGACCCCAAAGUCCCCGCUCGCCUCCUCAGGAUGUUCUUCCAUGAUUGUUUCAUAAGGGGUUGUGAUGCCUCUAUCCUGCUCGACACCACUACUGGAAACCAAGCCGAAAAAGAUGGCCCUCCCAAUGUUUCAGUCCGGUCAUUCUACGUGAUCGACGAUGCGAAAGCUAAACUUGAAAUGGCUUGCCCCCAGACGGUUUCUUGUGCAGAUGUUAUAGCUAUAGCAGCCAGAGAUGUAGUAACCAUGGUAUCUGGAGGACCUAGCUGGGACGUGCUAAAAGGAAGGAAAGAUGGAAGGGUGUCGAAAGCCAGCGACACUAUCAAUCUUCCAGCUCCAACCUUCAACGUGUCUCAACUCAUCCAGAGCUUUGCCAAGAGGGCCUUAGGAGUCAAGGACUUGGUCGCCUUGUCUGGAGGACACACCCUAGGGUUUUCACACUGCUCUUCUUUCCAAAAUCGCAUUCGCAACUUCAGCUCGAUGCACGAUGUUGAUCCCAACAUGAAUCUCCAGUUGGCAGAGGUGCUGAGAAAGAAAUGUAGGAAGCCCCACACCGACCGCAGUGCAGGAACAUUCCUGGACUCGACCUCGUCAAUCUUUGAUAACGAGUACUUCAGACAACUCACUCAAGGGAAAGGUGUAUUCGGGUCGGACCAGGCAUUGUUCAUCGAUGACAAUACCAAGUCGACCGUUGAAGCCUUUGCCAAGGAUCAGAGUCUGUUCUUUGGGGAGUUUGCGGCUUCAAUGGUGAAGCUUGGGAAUGUUGGUGUGAUUGAGAAGGGAGAGGUUAGGCUCAAAUGCGCUUCUGUGAAUUGAUACUAAUUGAGAUGUUUUUUCCACAGAUUAGUUCUUUCUUUCUUUCGUUCCCUUUGAUAUUGUAUUGCACACAAUUUUCACACACCUUACAAUCGUGGAGAGCCCUAUCAAGCUUAUGGCUGUAAGUCUGAAAAGCUACACUGAAUAAAUUGAGCAAUCAAUCUGCUGAUUCUGUUCGUGUACAAGUA